AUGAACGGCUGCAAGGGCAUCGACAUGCAGCGCGCGGAGGUCUACGGCCAGAUCGACGGCAAGGGCGACGCGAAGAUCCAGGUCUUCCUCAAGACGGGCCCGGCGAACCGCGCGCCCGCCUUCGUCGCGAAAAACAUCUCCAUCAACGACCCCGCGGCCAGCGCGUCCGCCGGCGCCGCGGAGGACGGCGGCGCGAAACUCAAAAUCGAGAAGCUCUUCCACCACGGCAAGGAGCUCGACAUGGACAAGUCCCUGAGCAGCCAGGGCAUCUUCCGCGACCCGACGCUCAUCGAGUUCAAGAAGACCAGCCUCAAGGCGUGGCUCGACCACGUGGGCAUCGACGUCGGCGCCGAGGACAGCAAGGACGGCGACGGCGGCGGCGCGCCGCGCCCGGCCCGCGCGCUCGAGCGGCAGGACUCGUCCGCCGUCCGCCGCGAGCAGAUCCACGACCACGAGCAGGUGCGCCGCGCGCUGGGCGUCCACUUCGACCUGAGCCGGCGCCGGUCCGUGCCGCUGCGCACGCUCGCCGCGUCGCUCGACCGCUACGACGAAAAGGGCGCGCGCUUCGCCUUCGAGCCGGGCGACGUCGUCGAGUGCGAGGGGCCGGACCAGCGCUGGCGGCUCGCCGUCGUCACGCGCGCGUCGGCCGGCGGCUACAGCGUCGUGUCCGCGGGCGGCUACAGCCACGGCUACGGCCGGUCGCGGCCCGCGCCGCGCGUCGCCGAGCGCGCGACCGUGGCCAUCUUCGGCGACGGCCCGCUGACCUGGCGGACCUACGCGCUCGUGCGCCUCGAGGAGCGCGUGCGCAUCCAGGAGGGCCACUGCGACGACUUCGAGGACUUCGACUUCGAGGCCUUCGCGCGCGAGGCCUGGACCGCGUGGCUCGACGACGGCCGGAACGCGUCGUUCAAAAAGGGCUUCGACGCCGCGUCGCCGGGCGCGCGCGCGGCGCUCGUGGACCUGUGCCUCGACCCCUUCCGGCGCCUCGACGGCAUCAAGUCCUGGGACUUUGAGGAGCCCGCGUCCGUCUACCUCUACCUCGCGUGCACGGGGAGCGGCGUGCUGUCCGCGCUCUCGGCGCUCCUCCUCCAGGUGGGCAUCCCGACCUUGGUGCUGCUCUUCCAGCUCCGCGCGGGCCGGUCCGAGCCGCCGGCGAUCUGCAAGGACCGCGCGGGGUCGAUCUCGAGCCGCGGCGAGGGCGCGCGGUUCACGGCCGUCAUGAUCCUGCUGGUGAUCUACUUCUACGCCGUCAAGGUGAUCCCCGACGCCUACUGCAAGUUCCUGGAGACGGGCGGCGGCGGGGACGGCGUCGCGCGGCUCGCGGCGCUCCGGGCGCUCAUCUUCCGCGCGGAGGUCGACAGUGUGCUCCAGAAGGUCGGGUUCCGCGUGUGGCGGGUCAUGAACGGGGGCUACGAGGUCCUCCUCUACUCGCUGAAUCUGUACGUGCUCUUCUACCACCACUCGCCGUUGGAGGUGAUUUUGAAUUCCCUCGCGAUCGAGUUCAUCCUCGAGAUCGACGAGCGGCUCGCCGACCCCAAGGGCGGCUACGACCCGGACCUGCGCUACCCUGUGCCGAAACCAACCACUGGUUUGGGGGUCCCCACCAAACUUGAGAAUUCUCUAGCUCGGUCAAAUCAAAGUCGAUUCGGCUGA
This is a messenger RNA of Aureococcus anophagefferens, 1653 nucleotides long. RefSeq lists its product as hypothetical. The transcript has 3 exons. The record is from RefSeq and is a predicted model, not a curated record. NCBI's taxonomy places the organism in Eukaryota, Pelagophyceae, Pelagomonadales, Pelagomonadaceae. The coding region runs from base 1 to 1653 and encodes 550 amino acids.